This is a messenger RNA of Salvia splendens (bonfire salvia), 2398 nucleotides long. Its product is annotated as putative late blight resistance protein homolog R1A-10. Gene Ontology annotation, molecular function: ADP binding. NCBI's taxonomy places the organism in Eukaryota, Viridiplantae, Streptophyta, Magnoliopsida, Lamiales, Lamiaceae. Gene Ontology annotation, biological process: defense response to other organism. The record is from RefSeq and is a predicted model, not a curated record. Bases 348 to 1709 code for a protein of 453 amino acids. The transcript has 2 exons.
CCUCACAUUUUACACUCCCCGCCGAUCCCAAUCAACUCCCCUGCCUUUACGCUGCCGCGCCGCCUGCUUUCCUUUCCAUCACCGGUAGUCCAUCUCCAUCUCCAUCUCCCCGUCAUACAUUCUCACAGCUCUCUGUUUUUUGAGCCACCGUUGUCCGAACGCCGCCAGCCUUCCACCUCAAAUCUCUCUCAAUGUCUCUACAAUUUCAAAUCCUAGAUAAUGGAUUAAGGGCGUUGCAGAAAGUCUCAGUGAUUUCAGGUCACUCAUUUUGCAGAGUUGUGUAAGAGCUUCUACUUAUGAUAGUCUUUGCUGAGUGCGAAAUGUAAAGAGAUGGAUUAUAAAAAUAAAUGGCUUACAAUCUUCAAUCCCUCAUCACCAUCCUACAACAAACCACGACUCGAAUCCUUACUGAAAAAGCCAGAUUUAUGCAGGAGAUUCUUGAAAAAUCUUCAUUUACAAAACUAGGAAGUUUGGAGAGGCAAAUCAGAGAUGCAACGUAUCAAGCAGAAGAUAUUAUUGAAUCACGCAUGGUUCAUCAAAUGCUUUGCACACCUCAAGGCAUGAGGUUUACUUUCGUCAUGCCAUAUCUACAAAAAGUAACACAACGGCUUGAUUCUGCAAAAGAACAAGUUGUGAAGCUUGUGGAGGGGAAGGCGAUGCUAACUCGCAGUGGUGCUUCUUCCUCGCAUCAUCUGACACCUGAUGUGCAUCAAGCAACGCAACAUCUUGAAUCUUUGAAGCAUGUGGAGGUGGAGGAAAAGGAGAUGUCAGCCAUCAGUUCAAGGAGUACUGGUGCACCUUCCUCGAGCUCGAAGAAGUACUUGGUGGGAAUUGAUGAAGAUCUGCUGCAGUUGAAGGAUCGGCUUACAAAUAUGGAGCGCAACCUGGAGAUCAUUCCCAUCGUUGGAAUGGGUGGAGUAGGUAAGACCACACUUGCUCGAAAGCUUUAUGAAGAUCCAUUGAUUGUUGAUCGCUUUGAUGCUCGUGCUUGGACCACAAAUUCACAAGAUUACAAUAUGCGAGCAAUUCUCUUAAGCCUUCUUCGUUGUGUAAUUGGGAAAGAAUGUGACCAACAUGCUAAUAAGGAAGAUAAUGAGUUAAAACAUAUUUUGUAUCAGAGCUUGUACGGUAGAAGAUACCAGAUUGUAUUGGAUGACGUAUGGAGCACAAAAUUUUGGGAUGAGAUAAGGAUGUAUUUUCCAGACAACAAUGAGGGGAGUCGAAUUGUGAUCACUACUAGGGAUUCAGGUGUGGCGAAAUAUGCCGACUCUUCGAGUCUGAUGCAUCAUGUGCAGUUGCUAAGCAAAUCUGAAAGUUGGAAUCUACUUCACCAACUUGUAUUUGGAGAAGAGGAUUGCCCUCUUGUGUUCCAAGAGAUGGGUCAAAAGAUUGCAAGUGACUGCGGCGGGCUUCCUCUAGCCAUCAAUGUGAUUGGAGGGCUACUGUCUAAGAUCGAAAAAUCAAAGGAUGCUUGGGAGAAAAUUGGGAACAGCGUAAUAGCUGCAAUCGCUCAAUCAGGCGAGCAGUUCUCUAGUAUAUUGUCUUUAAGCUAUAACCACUUGCCGAAUCACUUGAAACCUUGUUUCUUGUACAUGGGAGCUUUCCCUGAAGACUCCGAGAUAAAAGGAUCCACACUCGUACGAAUGUGGGUGGCCGAAGGAUUUGUAAAAUCUAAAGGCUCUUGUAGAGAGAAAUCUAUUGUUGGUUAGAGAAGUAGGAAAAACCAAAUAUAUACAACUUCCAUGAUAUGUUGAGGGAUGUAUGCAUUGGGAAAUCUGAUGAGGAGAAUUUUCUGCAUAUCAAGAAUGGCCCCAAUGUCACAUUCUCUAACCCGCGGCGGCGCUUGAUUGUCAACCCAUCACAUGGAAGUGAAGAUGUUAAUGGUUCAUCACAAGCACAGUCUAUGUCACUUUGAGCUUCCAUCUGGUGCCUUUUCUGCGUUAAGAUUGGUAAGGGUGGUGUUGGAUUUUAUGAGCCGUCUGAGCUAUCUAUGGCAGCUCCCUGAGUUAAGAAAUCUCAAGAUGAAUCAGUUAGAGUUGUUAAAAGACGAAGACAUGAAAUAUAGUAAUCUAUUGAAGCUGCAAAUGAUUCGGCGUCUGUAUCUAACUGACUCGCCAAAAAGGAUUGAGGAAGUGCAACAAUCUGAAUACGACAACUACGACGUCAGAUCUCGUAUCUCACGUGACCACCGUGCCACCAAGAGGAAAAGUGUAUCAUCUUAUUUUGGACGGACGGACGGAUGGAGUAUUAUAUUUUGAAAAUGGUUAGGUGGUAUUCAGUUUCCUAGAUAAAAUAGUACAACCAAGAUAUAAUAUAUGAUUAAGUUGUAAGAUUAUUUUAGUUGAAGGAGGUUGACUAAGACUAAUUAUCACAUGAUUAUUUUAUGAUUGAAUUAUGA